GCCGCUGCGAUGAGCAUAAUCAAUGCCAAGGGCGACGGGGCAGAGCAGGACAGACAUGCCUCUCACUUUGGACUUGGGGCCGAUGGAUGGGCACGGGCAAGGGAACUGGCACGAGCACAAGGAGUCGGCGCCGAACAGGAUCGCUACGGAUCUCAUUUCAGCAUCAACAAGAGUAGCAUUGACAAGGCGGCACAGUCAAUACAAGAUGGUGCGAAGGACGCUGCGGAUGGGCUGAGAAAGUAAACGAACACCAGAAAUCACCCCACAGCCUCGGUCAAUAGGCAGCUGGCGACACCAAUUCUUAUGAAACACCAACAUUCCUGACUUCGCUGAUAAAAGUGACAUCAAAAUCUAUGCUUAAAAAAUAUUGUAUCAAAAUUGAGAAUAAUAGUUACGCCACCUGUUACGAGGCCGAAUAAGACUUAUGAGCAACGACAAGAUCAAAAACAUUACAAAAGUAGUAAUAUGAUUCUGGGACAUGCCUCAUAAGAAGGUCUACUAAUGUAUCGUGACAUGGUCUGUCGAUUCUAUUCCAGUGUUACACGCAGUUUGUCUAGAUAAUGUAGAGGUCGACAAUCCAUCUUCAAA
Molecule: messenger RNA, 588 nt
Organism: Aaosphaeria arxii CBS 175.79
Lineage: Eukaryota; Fungi; Ascomycota; Dothideomycetes; Pleosporales
Exons: 2
Coding region: 10-243 (77 amino acids)
Source: RefSeq, a predicted model, not a curated record